GGGCGGGCGGGCGGAGGAGCGCGGCGGGCCGGGCCGGGCCGGGUCGGGCCGGGCCGGGCCGGGUACAGCGGGGCCCGCAGCCAGGCGGACAUGGCGUCGCAGCCGCCGCCUCCCAAGCCCUGGGAGAACCGGCGGCUGGCGGGCACCGUGACGCCGGCCUUCCAGUCUCCUGACUUGGGUGACAACCUACUGACCAGGCCUGGACAACCCACAGUUGCACGAAUACCUCCGCCUAUUUUGCCAAGACCGUCCCACCAAACGGGAAGCAGUAGCCUGAGCACUUUCAGGCCAGCGUAUAGUAGUUCGUUUUCUCCAGGCUAUGGUUCAUAUGGAACCUCUUUUUAUGGAAGCUAUAGUCCUUACAGUUACGGAUACGGCGGUUUGGGUUAUAACCGCUUUCGUACAGAUGAUAUUCCUCCCAGCAGGUUUGUUCAGCAGGCUGAAGAGAGCAGCAGAGGAGCAUUUCAGUCCAUUGAGAGUAUCGUGCACGCGUUUGCCUCGGUCAGCAUGAUGAUGGAUGCCACCUUUUCAGCGGUGUACAACAGUUUCAGAGCUGUGUUGGAUGUAGCGAAUCACUUCUCCCGCCUCAAAGUACACUUCACAAAGGUGUUUUCAGCUUUUGCUUUAGUGAGAACUAUAAGGUUUCUCUACCAGCGCCUGCAGCAAUUACUAGGUCUGCGGAAGAGCUCUGAGAAUGAGGAUUUGUGGGCUGAAAGUGGGGGGACAGUAGCUCGUGUUGGCAUUGAAGACAAGGCGGCCAACUCUGCAAAGUCUUGGCCCAUUUUCUUGUUCUUUGCUGUUAUAAUGGGAGGUCCCUAUCUGAUUUGGAAACUGCUUUCUACGUACAGCGAUGAAGAAACAGUAUCUAGUAACUGGGCGAGUGGAGAAGACGAUCACGUAGUUGGAAGAGCAGAAUAUGAUUUCAAUGCUCUCUCCGAAGAAGAAAUUUCUUUCCGUGCUGGUGACAUGCUAAAAUUAGCACCCAAAGAACAACAACCCAAAAUCCGCGGUUGGCUUUUGGCCAGUUAUGAUGGCCAGACAACAGGACUCGUGCCAGCUAAUUACAUCAAAAUCCUGGGCAAAAGAAGAGGUAGGAAAACAGUGGAUCUGGAAAGGAUUACAGAGCAACCGCCAGCGUUUACCAGCACGUCUGCUAGAGGAUCCACCGCUGCUGCGACGUUAGAGGAGCAGGAAGCUGCUUUUGAUUCUGUUUUUGCUGCAAGUAGUAAAGUUCCUGUUGCGUCUGACUCCACCGUGGUUAGUGGAGAGAAACAGGAACUCUAAUGCACUUUGAUCAAGGAAGCGACUGAACUCUGCUUUGUUGAUAAAACUUAGGGUUUGUCGAAAAUCUGUGUUGUAGUGGAACACUGAUGGGUCUGUACCAGUUCUUGCUGCUCCUGACUGGUGAAGGGAUGAAGAAAUGAUUGCUCAAAUUUGUAGUAUUUAUUUUUGACCUACCUGAGGCUGUACAUUAGUGACUCUACCCAACCACCUGGCAGCAGCUCGAAGAUCCCAAAAUGAGGAGAAUUGAGGCAUUUAUAACAAAGCAAACAAAAGCGAUAGGGGCUGCCAACCUGUGUUUGUUACGGAGAUAAACUGUUGCUUGCUUUUUGUGAGAAGUAGGGCUUCUGUCAAAAAGACCUUAGCUCUUACAAAAAUAGGACUUGCAAGAAAGAGGAAAGAAAUACAGUUUACAAAGGAAGAGCAGUGAGGCUUCAGCAGUAGUUCUAACCAAUUCUCUUUUGUUUAUUAAAACAGCAUUCGAAUAAAGGGUAUCCUGCAGUCAGGCACUUUUCCAGCACACUUAUCAAUUGUUAUUUUCUUCCGUGGUCACGUAAUUUUGCAUCACUCCUAGCUAUUUUGUUAUUGCAGCUCGUUAACUGCCUAUCAAUAGUUUACCAACUCCCAUCUGCAUCUCAACGUACUUCUGUUCCUUAUUGUUACUAUAUGAAUGUCAAAAUAUCUAUCCUGCCUUUUAGUGCAGUAGGAAAGCGAUGGCCUGGGGGCAGUUUAACCUCAUUUGAGUGGCACCAAAAAGUAACAUUUCUUGCUUAAUUGUCUCAGCAGAGGUCUUGGAGUUACCUCUUUAUACUGCCUUUCAGGUGGUAAAUUUUGCAUCUGUCCAUAAAAUUGGAGGGCUCUGGUUUAUCAAAAGCCAUAAAAACAUUAAGACUGUUCAGAGUAUUUAGUAUUUUCUUCAUAUUGGUGUUAGAGAGUUCUGUAUUGAAGUACUAUUUGGGUUUUUGUUUCGGUUUGUUUUUUUUAAUGAAGCAAAGAUAAUUAAAACUUUCUUCCUUGUAGUAUGUAUGUAAAACAUGUUGAGCUGCUGAAGGUUAGAGCAAUGGGUAAAAUAACUAAAGCUUGUCUUAAUGAUUAAAAUAGCUUUUCUUUUUUAUUUUAAAGGUAUUGAAAAGUAUUAGGAAAAGUAGAGCAUGUGCCUUUGCUUAAUUGAUGCAGUAGUUUCAGUUUGACUGUUUCUACAGAGAUCUUCAACACCCAUUAUGUGUUAGCAAAGCUUUCAGUAUUUUUACUUUAAUUGCAUUUGCUGACCUUGAGCUCUUAGAAUUCUGCUCGCCACAUCAAAACUCUGAAAAGAAAAAAUGAAGUGAGCACAGUUUUUUUGAGGUAGAGUGGCUGAAAAGAUGGAUAUCAUUCUGGAACCUUGGAUUUUAAAGUAAUCUCUGAAUGCCCGUGGUAGAUAAUUAGAGCAAGAAUUUGAGUGGUGGUGCUCAGGUAUUGGGACAUGGUGCAAAGAAUAAUUUUGAUGGGUUGUUAGAUCUUAAAGUGCAGAGGAAAAGGAGGGAGUACUUAAAGGGCAAAUGAGAAACUUGAAACAAGGCUUGCUAGGUUUAAAGCAGAACAGGUUCUUGAGACGUUUCCCUGUGUACCAGGGCAUUGAAGAAAAUUAUCUGUGUUUGGAAAUGACGUCUGUUGUUGAAAUCAAAAUAGCAAACAAUCCUGAAAUAUAAAAUAUAGAGAGGAAAAAAAGGAGAGGAGGUAUCAAGUGUACAGUUCUACUUACAGUGUGUGUUCAUAGAGGGAAUUAAUUUACUAUGUGAGAUCUAAUUAAUGGACUUUCAGCUUCUCUUCUGUCAGUGAAAGAUUUCAAUCAGAGGAAUAGUCUCUUAAGUUAGUGAGUAAGUAAACCCCAAACUUUUUGUAGAGUAUCCAUUCAAGUAGAUUUCUAUUUUCCUGCUCAGCACAAGUUGGGAAGACAGUACCAUGAUGUUUGUUAGAAUCUUUAAAUCCUCCUAAUUUUUAGAAAUACGAGUUAAAUUUUACUUUCAGGUCAUACUAUUUUGAAAAUAAUUCUUUUUGUAGGAAGAUAGGUUAUUAAUAACAGGCUUGUCUUUAUGGUAGUUUGACUUAGUCUACCAGUUGCUAACUGUCAUAACUGUGUCUGCUGAAUCUUGACAAGAAUUUUGAUCCUUUCAAUCUUGUGAUUACAUUAAUGGGAAAAGAAGGCUCUGAGGAAAUGAAGUUACGUAACUCACAAUUAAUUGUACUGAUUGCAGAAGGGUAUUAAAAUUUAAUGAAGAAAAAUUAUACUGUGCUUUAAGAUUUUGAUUUUUUUUUUUCUUUUAAUGCACGAACUAGCAUCAGGAAAAAAAUGUGAGUCCUGCAAUUUCGUUGUCUGUGUUUCUGUCAGGAAAAACAUCAUCUGAUUGAUAAAGGGAGGCUGGUUGACAGGCUGCUUGAGACUUGCCUAACUUUGGAAAGGUGACGAGACCGAAAGGAGCAGGUGUGGCUGCAACUGGAGUGUGUAGAAGAGGAGGUCAGAAAAGAUGCUGCCGAAAUACUGCUAAACUUCCUCAUAUAGGCAAUUAACUCUUAUUUCAAUAUCUGUACAAACUGGGUUACUUUUAUGUUGUUCUCUGAAGCUGCUUGUACACCUGUAGCAGACCUAGAAGUCUGUAACAGACCCAUGACAUUUGUUUAUAUGAGACUUUAGAUUGAUCUUACUUUAAUCUUUUUGAUACUGUUCAGUACACCAGCUGUUUUAUGCUUGAAUAAUCUCCAAAGUAAUGACAGAUGCCAGAUUUGCCUGGUUCUCUGGGUGCUAGCAGUACAUGAACACGCCCGCAUUCAGGUUUCUGAAUAAUAAAGUUAAAAUCCUCUUUU
Messenger RNA from Columba livia (rock pigeon), 4122 nucleotides. It is a transcript of the gene PEX13, whose product is annotated as peroxisomal biogenesis factor 13. Gene Ontology annotation, cellular component: peroxisomal membrane; peroxisomal importomer complex; peroxisome. The record is from RefSeq and is a predicted model, not a curated record. Gene Ontology annotation, molecular function: protein binding. Bases 91 to 1284 code for a protein of 397 amino acids. Lineage: Eukaryota; Metazoa; Chordata; Aves; Columbiformes; Columbidae. Gene Ontology annotation, biological process: protein import into peroxisome matrix, docking. The transcript is spliced from 4 exons.